Exophiala aquamarina CBS 119918 is the source of this 1923-nucleotide messenger RNA. RefSeq names its product dihydroxy-acid dehydratase. The record is from RefSeq and is a predicted model, not a curated record. The coding region runs from base 1 to 1923 and encodes 640 amino acids. Lineage: Eukaryota; Fungi; Ascomycota; Eurotiomycetes; Chaetothyriales; Herpotrichiellaceae. Gene Ontology annotation, molecular function: hydro-lyase activity. The transcript has a single exon.
AUGGCUCUCAAUAAUGACACAACGGGGGCCGAUGCCCGCAUCAAUCAAGAACUCACCGGCGCUAGCGACACCACGACCGCAACAGCGACCACCAACCCAAUACCAGAAGACUACAAUCUCUCGCAUCCCAUAGGCUCAACCUCCGGGCUCCGCCAGGGCCUGACAUCCUACGGCGACGCACACUUCUCCCUAUUCCUACGCAAAGUGUUCAUCAAAGCGCUGGGCUAUUCGGACUCGGCGUUGUCGUCGCCCAUCGUGGGCAUCAUCAACACAUACUCAUCCUUCAACCCAUGCCACAGCAACGUGCCGCAGCUGAUCGAGUCGAUCAAGCGCGGAGUAUUGGCGUCGGGCGGCUUGCCCGUGGACUUCCCGACGAUCAGCAUCCACGAGAGCUUCUCCUCCCCGACGAGCAUGUUCUUGCGGAAUCUGAUGGCCAUGGACACGGAGGAGAUGAUCCGGGCGCAGCCGGUCGACGCGGUGGUCAUGAUCGGCGGGUGUGACAAGACGGUGCCGGCGCAGCUGAUGGGCGGCAUCAGCGCGAACAAGCCGGUUGUGCCGUUGAUUACGGGCCCGAUGAUGCCCGGGUCGGUCAAGGGCGCGAGGGUCGGAGCGUGCACGGAUUGCCGGAGCAACUGGGCGCGGUACCGCGCUGGGGCGAUCGAUGUCGAGGAUAUCAUGGAUGUGAAUGAGGAGUUGGCGCCGACGGGUGGCACAUGUGGGGUCAUGGGCACGGCGAGCACGAUGGCGUGUGUCACGGCGGGACUGGGGCUGCUUGAGCUACGCGGCGGUGCUACGGCGGCGGCGGUGAGCUCGGCGAGGCUGCGGGUUGCGGAGCAGGCGGGGAGGAAUGCGGUUGCGCUACUGAAGUUGGAGAAUCAUAGGCCACAGGAACUACUGACGCGAGAGAGCUUCUUGAAUGCUAUCACGGUUCUUCAGGCCAUCGGUGGGAGCACCAACGCUGUCGUGCACUUGAUGGCUAUCAUCAACAGGCACCCAAAGGUGGCGGGGACGAUUGACUUGAAGACCUUUGACGAUAUUGGCAGGAAGACGCCGCUACUUGUCGACCUGAAGCCGAGUGGGGAUAAUUACAUGACCGAUUUCCACAAUGCCGGCGGCAUGCUGGCACUACUGCACACGCUGAGACCGCUGCUGCACUUGGACGCUUUGACAUAUUGUGGCAAAACGCUCGGGGAGCUUUUGGAUUCGACGCCCUUCAAGUCAUUCGAAUACUCGAGGCAAAUCGUGCGGCCCCUGGACCAUCCCCUGCACCCCAACUCGAGCCUCGUCGUUCUCUACGGGAAUAUCUGCCCCAACGGAGCUGUCAUGAAAGCUUCGGCGUCCAAGGAUCGGCGACUUCUCCAUCACCGAGGAACAGUCUGCGUCUUUGAGAACUCGGCCGAUAUGGCUCGGCGCAUUGACGACCCCGGUCUCGAGGUGGACGAGGACUCGAUCCUUGUUCUCAAGAGCAUCGGUCCCGUAGGGAACCCUGGGAUGCCGGAAGCUGGGUUGAUCCCCAUUCCACAGAAGCUGGGCCGCCAGGGUGUGCUGGACAUGUUAAGAAUCAGUGAUGGGCGGAUGAGUGGCACCGCGGGAGGUACGAUCGUCCUGCAUAUCUCCCCAGAGUCCGCGGACAUGGGCUCAGUGUUUGGAGUCGUGGAGAAUGGUGACAGGAUCGUAUGUGAUGUCGAGAACAGGAGGCUGUCGCUGGAAGUGGAAGACUCGGUGCUUGCUCAAAGGAUUGCUGAACGCAAGCAGCGGGCCCAGCAGGGUGCUUCUCAAAGUGAGCAUGCGCAGGCCCGAGAGCCCUGGUUGGAGAGGUCCAAUCGAAGAGGCUAUCGCGGUCUAUACGAACGCGAGGUCAACCAGGCUCAUCUAGGAUGCGAUUUUGGGUUUCUCACGGCCGAGGGACCGCGUACAAGCUGA